CCCAACUCAGCCCACAGCGCUGCGUUUGGCCGCACGGCUGCAUCCGAGCCGCUUAAAGCUCAUUUCAACCGCAUCCGAGCCGCUUAAAGCUCAUUUCAACCAUCGCUGCUGCCGCGCAUACCAGCAAGAGCCAGCAAAAACGCCGCCGCAGCGCGUACAAGCAUCUGCUCUCCUCACGACCGCCGUCGCCGCCGCACGUUGACCGGCAGAGCUAGACGUCGUCGCCGCGCCGGCAGAACUCAGAAGCGCAGCCAAAACAUGACUGACUACGCCAAGUGGGACAAAUUUGCGGAAGACAUCAGCGACGACGACGCCCCGAAGACACAAUUAAAACUCCCGAAGGCCCGAGCGCACAGCGCAAGAGCGUUCCCCGGCCGCCUCAUCGCCUGCGUCGAGAACGUCGAGAACGCCUACCCGCAUUAUUAUGAUUGGACGAUGAUCAACGACGGCGACGACGGCGACUUUGUGGUGCUAGCACAUGAUCCGACGCAGCAGCAGUCGAUCGUCUCCCAAAAUUACAAGGAAGGCGGCACGGCGCGGUUUUUACUGAUACACCACUUCGCGGGCUACUACGCCGACCCCGACGUCAUGCCCAUCGUGCCGAUCCAGCAGUGGCUCCGGCGGUUCGACCGGGAUGAACCUUUGCAAAAGGAGCACUUGUUAGUUGUGGGGUUAUCAAGGCCGUUCCGCGGCGACGACGGGUCGCCGUUCGAGCUUUGCGGCUGGUGCUUCGCGUCGGCGACGGAGAAGCAUCCCGUGUUGCUAGAUGCUGCGGGACGACCGGGCACGCCGUCGCACGCGCUGACGUCUGCCGUGAUUUCACAUUUACAGAAGUGGAACCCGUCGGCGCUCCAGAAGCUGCCGGAUUCCGCGUCAAAGGACGGGUCUCAUAUAAGGUGCUCGCCCGGCGACGUGCUCGUGCUGCCCUACCGGGCCUUUGGGUUCUUCCCGUCCGAGGACAAACGGUUGCCGGGCGAGCCGUCGCGCCAGCGCCUCGUGCAGAAGGCGGCGCGGCCGAGCUCCUAA
Molecule: messenger RNA, 1026 nt
Organism: Pelagomonas calceolata
Lineage: Eukaryota; Pelagophyceae; Pelagomonadales; Pelagomonadaceae
Source: the annotation of a GenBank genome assembly